This is a messenger RNA of Abrus precatorius (Indian licorice), 3426 nucleotides long. RefSeq names its product probable AMP deaminase. NCBI's taxonomy places the organism in Eukaryota, Viridiplantae, Streptophyta, Magnoliopsida, Fabales, Fabaceae. Gene Ontology annotation, cellular component: cytosol. Gene Ontology annotation, molecular function: AMP deaminase activity. The record is from RefSeq and is a predicted model, not a curated record. Gene Ontology annotation, biological process: AMP metabolic process; IMP salvage. The transcript has 19 exons. Bases 241 to 2856 code for a protein of 871 amino acids.
UACUUAUUCGUGGGCCCCAAUUUCACGAGAAGCAAAACUGACCAGUUAGGUCGAGCUUAGGCAGAGCAAAACCAAUUCUUUCUUUUCUUUUACCCUCUUCGCUUCUUUCUUCACACUUCGGAGAGUGAGAGUGUGACUCAGCAAUUCACACAAACAACGAUUGGUUUGAGAUUGAGUUGAAGUUGAACAUUCAAAUUAAAAGCAUUGAGAAUCAUCGAUAAUCACCAAUCACUUCCUCCAAUGGAUUUCUCAUCUUCUCUCCCUCCUACUCUGCACCUCGCCAUGGCGGCGUUGCUCGGAGCCUCAUUCAUGGCCAUCUCCGCCUUCUACAUCCAUCGCCGCACCGUCGACCACGUACUCCACCGUCUCGUCGAAAUCCGCCGCGCACCUCUCGACGCCGAUGAAGACGGCGGCGGCGACGACGACGACGAUCGAAGCAGGUUCGGCCUUGACGAAGGAGAGUCGGAAACGGAAACCGGUCUCAGAAACUAUCACGGAACUUCGUCGAGGUCCGUAGACGAGAACUCAAACGUACUUCAGAGCUAUAGGAUUUCGUCUUCUAUGCCGAACGUCGUUUCCGCAACGGAAUGGUUCCAAGAGGACCCUAGGAAUCGUGCUUCGUCACUCGAUAAUCUCGAAUUCGUUCCUUUGGGGCUUCCGUCUCUUCGAACGGGUUUGACUACCGGAGAGAAUGCUCAGUUAUCGUGCUCCUAUAAGAGAAUAGCUUCUGUUGGUAGAAUUAAGACCCCGAGAUCACCGGGGCGUAACACAUUCGAAAGCGCAGAUGAUUCUGAUGAGGAGGGAACACAGCUUGCUGAUGACACUCGCAUCCCUUUCUCAAGUUCUUACGGAAUGAAUUCAAACAUGUGCAGUUUGUCUGGUGUUCCAUUCAGAGUGGAUGAUGCAAACUGUGCAAAAACUCAGAUGUAUGGAGAGGUUUCAAAGGAAGCAAAAGCUGGUUCAGAUAUGAACGGUGGUGGAAUGACAGAUUCAACUUCAGUACAUGUAGCUGGGGAUGACCUUGUGUUUGUCAAUAAUGUCUUGCCUGCAAGAAGCAUAGGGCAUGAGACAACAAAUAUAGAAGAAGAGGAAGUAUGCAAAAUGAUUCGAGAAUGCUUAGAUUUGCGUAAGAAAUAUGUUUACAAGGAAAAUGUUGUUCCAUGGAAGGCUGAACCUGUGGCAGCUAACUCUGACCCGUAUCACUUUGAACCAGUUGAAGCAACAGCACACCACUUUAGGAUGGAAGAUGGAGUAAUACGUGUUUUUGCAAAUAAAACUGACACUGAAGAGCUCUUCCCUGUUGCAAGCUCAACCAGAUUUUUUACUGAUAUGCAUUACAUUCUUAAAGUUAUGUCAAUUGGGAAUGUUCGCUCUGCAUGCUACCAUAGGCUACGAUUUCUUGAGGAAAAAUUCCGCCUUCAUCUAUUACUAAAUGCAGAUAGGGAGUUUUUGGCCCAGAAAAGUGCGCCACACCGGGAUUUUUACAAUAUUCGAAAAGUUGAUACACAUAUUCAUCAUUCUGCUUGCAUGAAUCAGAAGCAUCUCCUUCGCUUCAUCAAGUCAAAAUUAAGGAAAGAACCUGACGAGGUUGUUAUCUUUAGAGAUGGAAAGUAUAUGACACUUAAGGAGGUUUUUGAGAGUUUGGAUUUGAAUGGAUAUGAUCUGAAUGUUGAUUUGUUGGACGUCCAUGCAGAUAAGAGCACAUUCCAUAGAUUUGACAAAUUCAACCUAAAGUAUAAUCCUUGUGGACAGAGCAGACUCAGAGAGAUAUUUUUAAAGCAGGAUAAUCUUAUCCAGGGAAGGUUUCUGGCUGAAGUAACAAGGCAAGUUUUGUCAGAUCUUGAAGCAAGCAAAUAUCAGAUGGCUGAGUAUAGGAUCUCUGUUUAUGGAAGAAAACAGAGUGAAUGGGAUCAGCUGGCUAGUUGGUUUGUCAACAAUGCUCUUUAUAGUAAGAAUGCUGUAUGGCUGAUCCAGUUACCACGGUUAUACAAUGUGUACAAGAACAUGGGAAUUGUUACCUCCUUUCAGAAUAUUCUGGAUAAUGUGUUUAUUCCUCUAUUUGAAGUCACAGUAGAUCCAAAUUCUCAUCCUCAAUUACAUUUGUUUUUGAUGCAGGUGGUGGGAUUUGAUCUUGUAGAUGAUGAAAGUAAACCUGAAAGGCGUCCAACUAAGCACAUGCCUUCACCAUCUGAGUGGACAAAUGAAUUCAAUCCAGCAUACUCUUAUUACCUUUAUUACUGCUAUGCAAAUUUGUACACUCUCAACAAGCUGCGUGAAUCUAAAGGAAUGACCACAAUAAAGUUGCGGCCUCAUUGCGGAGAGGCUGGUGAUAGUGAUCAUUUGGCUGCUGCCUUCCUCCUAUGCCAUAACAUUUCUCAUGGGAUUAAUUUACGUAAAACUCCAGUUUUGCAGUAUUUGUAUUACCUUGCACAGGUUGGAUUAGCUAUGUCACCGCUUAGCAAUAAUUCCCUUUUCUUGGACUAUCAUCGCAAUCCAUUGCCCAUGUUUUUCCAGCGAGGUCUAAAUGUCUCUCUCUCUACGGAUGAUCCAUUGCAAAUUCAUUUGACCAAAGAGCCACUGCUAGAAGAAUACAGUGUUGCAGCAAAGGUGUGGAAGCUCUCUGCCUGUGACCUGUGUGAGAUAGCUAGAAAUUCUGUCUACCAAUCUGGAUUUUCACACCAAGCCAAGUUACACUGGCUUGGGAAUAAAUAUUUCUUGAGAGGUUCUGAAGGAAAUGAUAUUCAUAAGUCAAAUGUUCCCAAUCUGAGGAUUUCCUUCCGAUAUGAGACAUGGAAAGAGGAGAUGCAGUAUAUUUACGCUGGUCAAGCUACCUUUCCUGAAGAUGUAGACCCAUGAAACAAACCAAGUGAAAUUCACGAUUCACCCCGUGUGAUCUAUGACGCUAACGCAGUUACUUUGAUCAAUGUUCUUUUGAGAAGCAGCGGCUUUGUCAGUGACAGGUUAUUCUAACGUUUAAGCAACGGUUUCUAAUCAUAACAUGCCAUCUUGCCAGUCUUGGUUCGUAUUUACCCCAAAUAAUAAUUAAAAGAUCUACUGUGGCAAGUGCAUUUGCAUUCGUACUUUUACGUUAGCAGGAACUCUUCUUUAGUUAGUUAUUUAUUAGAAGUAACUAUUUAAUUAUUAUAAUACAAUUCUGAUCUUCACGAAUAUGAAUGAAUACAUUGUAUGAUCCUUGUAACAUAAAUAUGAUAUGCAGAAUGAAAUAUGCUCUUGAAACUGUUUUAUUUAAAUUCUCGAGUCUACUCGUUGCGAAACAAAAUCGCUACUCUGCUGUCCAUUUACUGUCAUUUACAUUAGGCAGACAAAGAGAGUUUGAGUAAAAUAUAUAUCGUUGACGCUUUGAUUAACCCUUCUAAAGUCACGAAGGCACUAUUCAUUUCUUUAAUUAAUGGUAUUUCUUUGCUC